Messenger RNA from Gasterosteus aculeatus aculeatus (three-spined stickleback), 1247 nucleotides. RefSeq names its product thioredoxin domain containing 12 (endoplasmic reticulum) (gene txndc12). NCBI's taxonomy places the organism in Eukaryota, Metazoa, Chordata, Actinopteri, Perciformes, Gasterosteidae. Gene Ontology annotation, cellular component: endoplasmic reticulum. The record is from RefSeq and is a predicted model, not a curated record.
UGGACGUCCGGCUCUCCGGUUCACCAACAGGAAGUGCUGCUAGCUUCUAGCUGUGAGGGAAAAGAAGGACAGUCAAAAUGCGAACGUCUCUUGUGAACAUCGUUUUAUUUUCGUCCCUGCACGUUUUGUUGUCUUUGACGUGCUUUCAAGAUGUCGUCGAAGCAGCCAGUGGGAAAGGAUUUGGAGAAAACAUCCACUGGAGGACGCUGGAUGACGGCAAGAAAGAAGCCGAGGCCAGCGGGCUGCCCAUCAUGCUCAUCAUCCACAAGACCUGGUGCGGAGCCUGCAAAGCGCUGAAGCCCAAAUUUGCUGAGUCCAAGGAUAUCUCUGAACUUGCACACAACUUUGUGAUGAUCAACCUCGAGGAUGAGGAGGAGCCAAAGGAUGACGCCUACACCCCCGAUGGAGGAUACAUUCCUCGGAUUCUUUUCCUUGAUCCAAGCGGUAAAGUCCACCCUGAAAUCACCAACAAAAAUGGGAAUCCAAACUACAAGUACUUCUACAGCAGCGCAGAACAAGUUGUGUCCGGCAUGAAGGAGGCGCAGGAGAAGCUGACGGGCGACGCCUUCAAACUGGGCCACACCGGAGACGAGCUGUGAGGAGGAAGAGGAGGGACAGGCAUCCGGCUGUAAGGGCUACACUUCCUCUACCUGAGCAUCAGGUUACUCUCCCAAACGUCCAGUUGUACCGAUUCUAGAGUGUGUGUGUGUGUUUGAGGAGGGGGACGCUCACUGAAGAAAACCAUUAAGAUCGGUGCUCGAUUAUUCCUUAUGUCUUGUAUGUUUUUUUUCCUACUAACUUAUCACCUCUAUUUUCUACUGUCAUCACUGAGGAGGAUAUAACCUAUAUAACAGUGGGAACUCAUUUUCAUAUGCUGCUGGAUGAGAACUUGACAUCUGGAAAAUGCCAACUUUAAGUAAAUUACCAAGUGCAUCACAUCAUUUCAAAGCCCACCGUGGAGUUAACUGCUUAAUUCACUUUAACCAAUAGUUUUCACCCAGAAGCUGUGACGUGCUUCCAAAGAUGCCCUACGGUAUGUAAUUAUGUAUUUCCCCGUGCACAAUGUGGGCUCUCUACUUCGGAUUUAGAUCCAAUCGUUAAUCUGCCAAUGUAUCAACAUUUAGCUACAUUGUGCAAAGUGACGCUUCUUUUUGCCAGCUGUGAAUGAAGGAAACAUUGGUUCUGUGUCUAGAUGUAUUUUAUACAUGUACAGACAAGUGUGCUAAUAAAGUUUGUUGUACGGAGGA